AUGACUUACUCUCUUGCCUCUUCGGCUGCACUUCAUGACAGUGAUACCAAAGCCGGCACCUUGAUCGCUACCGACCGCUACGGCAAUAAGUACUACGAAAACAUGGAGGAGGAGCUUCCUCUCCGGACAAGAUGGGUCGAUUACAAGGAGAAGGAAUAUGACCCCUCGCAGAUCGAGCCUGGCUGGCACGCCUGGCUGUCUUACAUGGUGGAUGCGCCUCCCACCCAAGACAAGAUCCUGCAGACUGGCCUCCGCGCUUGGGAAUUGCCUGAGCACAGGCCUAACCUGACUCUCAGCCGUGGCGCUUACAAGACCUACUCGACGUGA
Aspergillus fischeri NRRL 181 is the source of this 327-nucleotide messenger RNA. RefSeq names its product complex I NDUFA12 subunit family protein. Gene Ontology annotation, cellular component: membrane. NCBI's taxonomy places the organism in Eukaryota, Fungi, Ascomycota, Eurotiomycetes, Eurotiales, Aspergillaceae. The record is from RefSeq and is a predicted model, not a curated record. The transcript has 4 exons. Gene Ontology annotation, biological process: mitochondrial respiratory chain complex I assembly; response to oxidative stress. The coding region runs from base 1 to 327 and encodes 108 amino acids.